AAUUUCUUUUUGGAGUAUUAAUUUUAUUAAAGUUUCUUAUCUGGAAGAGUUUUCUUACUUAUUUGGUUUAUAAAUUUUUUAACUUUUUAAUCAUGAAGUGAUGUUUCUACAGAUAUUUUCAUAGUUUAUUACAGCAUAUCGUCAGCUAAUGUAACUGGGAUUAAUGUUUGAUUCUGCUUGUUCAAUACUUUAUAAAAUUGCACUCAUAUUGAAUUGUAUUUCUAAUUUAAAAUUAUUUUUUCUCUCAUUCAUCACUAUAAUACUACAUUUUGUCACAUCUAAUCUAAGAUCUGAUAGAAAAAUUAAAUCUUUAUGUCAUGAUCAAACAUUAUAUUAUGCAUUAAAUAUCUGAUCAUGUUUGACUCACAACAGAUCACAAUUCAACAAAAGUAUUUUAAUGUCCAAAUCAUCUUAAUUUUAUAUUAAUCUUGACGUUAUCCUGUAUGAGAUUUAGAGCUAUACUCAAUAUUCAGGAUAGAUUUGAAGUAUUAAACAAUGAGAUUUGAAUUUAGGGUCUGAAACAAAUGCCAUUACAUUAAUGAAAUAUUGCAAUGAAAAUGACUGACAUUCUUUGUUUGCCAUUUUAAGAUGAAUCCCAAAUUUUUUUCAAAGUAUAUUGUACAAAUUGCUUACUGCUUGUUUAUGGGUUAAACUGAUGUACAUAUCUACUAUAGUAUCUUCAUUUCUGGGUUUUCAGACAUGGAGAUUCCACCUAGCCUGAGCUUAUACCCGUUGCACCGAUGUUCGGCAUGCACAAGGGAUUCACAACGUAGAAGGCGCAGAGAAGUAUAAAACGUCUCCUGAACUGAUUGAUCCCUGCCUCUCAUCACUCGGAUGGGAACAGGUUCAGAAUCUUCGGAAACAUGUUUGUGCUACGGGACUACUGCAGAGGAUUGAGCUAGUCAUCACCUCUCCUAUGUUGAGUUGUUUUGUAGAGAGCAGAAACUUUGCACAAAAAUAUUGUGCUAAUAGAAAGCAUGAACCAAGUAGUACUUGCUGUGGAUGCUGCAGAUGUGGGAUAUCCACAUUGUGACUUCAAGGUCCAAGCAUUUCAGGAGGAACCUUUCUUCAGUUGUUUCUUUGUUCUUUGGAGGUUGAGAAGGGGACGAGUGCUGGGGACAAUGCAGACUGCGGCCGUAGUUUUUGGUGGAGGCAAUCAUGAGAGCGAGAUGAGUGAAACCCCUCUGAUGGUGGGAAAUGGGAAGAAUGAUCAUUCUACUGUAUCAAGUCAAAACUGUCCGCCAUUCAUAACGCAGGAGCUUUGUCGAGAACGCCUGGGAGUGAAUACAUGCGAUAAGAGGGGAAGCAUUAGCGAGUACAAGAGUCUGUUUCCAGCAAUCGAUUUUUCCCUGAUAGAAAGUGAUGAAGACAUCUUGUGGAGAGAGGAUGUCAGGGAGUCAGAUGAGGAACUUUCAGCUCGAGGAGUGAAGUUCAUGAAAUGGCUGUGGACUAGGAAGGAGAGAGAGAUCGCCAUUGUCACACACAGUGCAUUUUUGUUUCAGACUCUGCCAGAGUUUGGCGACGAUUGCCACCCGUCAACAAAGAAUGAGAUUUGCAAAUUCUUUGCGAAUUCCGAACUUCGAUCAGUGAUUUUGGUGGACAAAAGUUUAACAGGAAUUGAUGAGGUAAGAACAAACUAUCCUGGUAGUAUAUCUCACACUUGACCUACCAAGUGACAUAGUGAAUGCACAACGAGAAUCAGAUGACAGCCAGCAUCAAGAGAGUGGGGUUAAUUGAGAGCAGAACAGGAAUAGGCUUUGUCAUUGUUUCAUUAAUUGGCUUUGUUAUUGUUCCAUUAGUUAAGACAUGAAUGUGCUUUGUAUAAAACUUGCAGUGUAUAUUGAAGUAUAUAGUUUUUGGAUUACCUAAAUACCGUGAUUUUGCUUA
This is a messenger RNA of Beta vulgaris subsp. vulgaris (sugar beet), 1887 nucleotides long. RefSeq names its product phosphoglycerate mutase-like protein 1. NCBI's taxonomy places the organism in Eukaryota, Viridiplantae, Streptophyta, Magnoliopsida, Caryophyllales, Amaranthaceae. The transcript has 11 exons. Gene Ontology annotation, molecular function: phosphatase activity. The coding region runs from base 978 to 1664 and encodes 228 amino acids. The record is from RefSeq and is a predicted model, not a curated record. Gene Ontology annotation, cellular component: cytoplasm.